AUGGCAUCUUCGGGAAAGAGACAUACCGUGACUGUGGAGAAACGUUUGGAGAUUCUACGGAAGUUAGAAGAGGGUUUCAGUGUCGAUGAUGUUGCAGUUGAGUAUGGUGUGAGUAAAAGAACUAUAAGAAGAUACAAGCAUAAAUCGGCACCUAUCCGACAACUGUGCGAAAAUCCGGCGCGUGCACAGACAAAGAGGCAACGGGCAUCUGUGUAUGAAACUAUGGAAACCCGGUUAUACGAGUGGGUCUUACAGAGGCAAGCUUUAGGAGAUGUCCUAACGAAUGGAUUACUGCAGGACAAGGCGAAGGAACUCCAACAAGAAUUUGGCAGUUCGUCGAGCUUUACGGCCAGUCAAGGGUGGCUCUCGCGCUUUAAAGCUAGAUACGACAUACGCCUAGGAAACGUGAAUGAAGAGAGGGCUGAUGCUAAUGAAUUAGCGGCAGAAAAAUUCAUCGACGAAUUGGCAGAAAUGUUACGUGACGAAGGUUUCGAAGAUGACUGUAUCUACAAUAUGGGCGUGUCGAGUUUAAUGUGGAAAGCUCUUCCGUCGAAAGCAUUAGUUCAUCGGGGCGUGCUACGAGCGAACAGUGGAAAAGUUAAAAAGGACCAUGUGACUGUGGCAUUCUGUGCCAAUUCCACGGGUACACAUAAUUUACCUCUGCUUUUCGUGUAUAAAUACGCCAAUCCGAGAGCAUUGAAACACUGUAAAGAGAAUUUACCAGUUGUGUAUACACACCAAUACAAUAGUUGGAUUAAUGAACAGAUAUUUACUGACUGGUACAUAAACCAUUUUAAAGAAAGUGUAAGGGAGUAUCAGUUGCGUGAUCACCGUGCGAAAAAGGUACUUCUUCUAGUUGACAAUUUUAAAUGGCAUAUAAUUCCCGAAGAGCUUCGGGAAGACGAUCACUUCAAAUUAAUUUUUCUGCCCCCUAACACCGCUUCGAUUAUACAACCGAUGGACCAAGGUGUAAUCGUCAAAUGCAAACAAUUAUUCCGACAUCAGUUACUGAGACAAGUACUCCAAUAUCCUGGCGGCAUCAACGAAUUUUAUUUAGAUUAUGACAUUAAGGAUUCUAUUGAUAUUAUCGCAAAUUCGUGGAGCAAUGUAACACCUGAAGAUAUUCGAAAUUCGUGGAGGAGACUUUUGAGACAUCAGUAUUCAUCUGAACAUCCCGAGGCGAAUCCAGAGAGUUUCAGAGGCACUAGAGAACAGACUUGGAAAACUGAAGAAAAUCUAAAUCAGGAGAAAGUAACUGAGUGGUUUAUGGAAUGCGAAAGCGAAGAGUCCACUGUAUAUGACACUAUAGGACCAGCAGAAGAAACAAUGGUCAUAGAACCCGAAUGUAUUAUAGAGGAGGAAGAAAUAGACGAUAUGUUCCGCAAUCUGGAAAAACCUGGUUGUCCCCCACAUUAUGCACACGUAUCAAGGCAAGUGCUGGACAGACAAUUCCCCAAUCGAUGCAUCGGUCGUGGUGGAGAAUUUCUGUGGCCACAACGUUCAACAGAUCUAACGCCGCUAAACUACUUUCUAUGGGGUACAUUAAAAGAUAUAGUGUAUCGUGAACCAACAACAACACCAGAGAAUAUGAAAGAACGAAUUCGUGAAGCAUGCAGUAUACUUGCUGCGGAAACAAUUCAGAGUGCAGUUUCCUCGUUGAUUGAUAGAUUACAUCAGUGUAUUAAUGUGAAUGGACACCAUUUCGAACACCUACGUUAG
Messenger RNA from Dufourea novaeangliae, 1719 nucleotides. Its product is annotated as jerky protein homolog-like. Bases 1 to 1719 code for a protein of 572 amino acids. The record is from RefSeq and is a predicted model, not a curated record. Gene Ontology annotation, cellular component: nucleus. The transcript has 2 exons. Gene Ontology annotation, molecular function: DNA binding. NCBI's taxonomy places the organism in Eukaryota, Metazoa, Arthropoda, Insecta, Hymenoptera, Halictidae.